AUGAGAGAGAGAAAAGUAAUCGACGUGAAAAUACCUCCGCGAAAUAAGAAAAAGGACAGUAGAAUGCUUGUAGAUUCCUCUUCAUCUUUCGCAGAGCAUACAUACCGUACUUACUCGCAUAAUGCUACAACCUACUCACGCGACCCAAUUUUCGAGGAAAACUCCUUCCUUCAGCGCUCGAUAUCCCAACCUUCUGGUGCUCCUCCUCCUGCAGCAGCCUACUACAUCAACGCGAAUUCUGUCACAAUCGCUGCUCCAGUGCCACGAAACGAUUCCUACCCAGGGAACUUACCCGACUCUGGGAACCUACUAAACGCGACUAAGCUGUUUCGCCCUUCCGGGCAGUUCAACUCUCAGCUCCACUUUUCCACUGACGAGCCCGUUUACCAAAACAUAUCAAAACGUGCGGACAGUUAUGGUUACGCAAUGAUUCAUUGCUAUUUAACAUAA
This is a messenger RNA of Oikopleura dioica, 450 nucleotides long. The record is from the annotation of a GenBank genome assembly. Lineage: Eukaryota; Metazoa; Chordata; Appendicularia; Copelata; Oikopleuridae.